AUGGCUGCAGUCACUGAGAUGCACACUGAUGUUGUCGACGAUGUUCAUGAAAUUACCGAUGGUGAAAAGAUCAUUGAGAAGAGCUCGAUCACGGUUUCUAAACCCGAAACUGAACCCGAGCUCAAACCCGAAUCCGAGUUUGAUAUGAAGAAGCUUGUUGCCAUGUUCAAGAAACUGAAUCCUUUGGCCAAAGAGUUUUUCCCUUCUUAUUACAAUCCGAAGAAGGACAAUCAGAUUGGGAAAGGUGAUCAGUUUCUGCCGGCUGAUGAUUUUCCGACCAUGAAGAAGCAAUCAGGUGAAGAAUUUGAUCCUGAUUGCAAGAAGGAUGAUAAUACCCGAAAGAGAAGAAACAACUUUAGCCAAGGGAGGAAGAGGUUAAGUGGAAGAAUUUCUAAGGCUCAAAGAGAAGAUAGUAUUAGAAGAACAGUUUAUGUUUCCGACAUUGACCAGAGUGUGACUGAGGAAGGUCUUGCUGCAUUGUUUAGUAACUGUGGGCAAGUUGUUGAUUGUCGAAUUUGUGGCGAUCCACAUUCAGUUCUUCGGUUUGCGUUUGUUGAGUUUGCUGAUGACCAGGGCGCACGGGACGCUUUAAGCCUUGGUGGAACAAUGCUCGGGUACUACCCGGUUAGGGUCUUACCAUCCAAAACUGCUAUUCUUCCAGUGAAUCCCACAUUUCUUCCCAGGUCAGAAGAUGAGAGGGAGAUGUGUACAAGGACAAUCUAUUGCACAAACAUCGACAAAAAGGUUUCUCAAGCCGAUGUGAGAAACUUCUUUGAGUCCACAUGUGGUGAGGUUACUCGCCUGAGGCUUCUUGGCGAUCAAUUGCAUUCAACUCGCAUAGCUUUUGUUGAAUUUGCUCUGGCAGAUAGUGCUCUUAGGGCGCUUAACUGCAGCGGGUCGGUUGUUGGAUCCCAACCGAUUAGGGUAAGUCCAUCAAAGACACCAGUGAGGCCAAGAAUCACUCGACCACCAUCGACACACUAG
Arabis nemorensis is the source of this 984-nucleotide messenger RNA. NCBI's taxonomy places the organism in Eukaryota, Viridiplantae, Streptophyta, Magnoliopsida, Brassicales, Brassicaceae. The record is from the annotation of a GenBank genome assembly.